Schistocerca gregaria is the source of this 2433-nucleotide messenger RNA. RefSeq names its product odorant receptor 83a-like. The transcript has 9 exons. Gene Ontology annotation, cellular component: plasma membrane. The record is from RefSeq and is a predicted model, not a curated record. NCBI's taxonomy places the organism in Eukaryota, Metazoa, Arthropoda, Insecta, Orthoptera, Acrididae. Bases 1 to 1326 code for a protein of 441 amino acids. Gene Ontology annotation, molecular function: odorant binding; olfactory receptor activity. Gene Ontology annotation, biological process: detection of chemical stimulus involved in sensory perception of smell; sensory perception of smell.
AUGUCCCAAUGCCCACUCACUCGCGGCCUGGCGUGCAACAUGGCCGUGUCGGGAAAGGACUUGCAGACAAAUGUGCUGGCGAGCGGCAUACCGUGCCUGGACCUGAUUGUCUAUCUGGAGCCGAUCCUCAGGCCCCUGGCGACCACGGGGAUGUGGUCGUCUUCUGUCUUCAGUAACAAUGUGCUCAAGGUAGUUGCAAUGACCGCUGGGCUGUCGCUGUUUGGAAUGUUCCUGGUGCAGCUGUUGGCUGAGGUGGUGGGAACGCCGUUGCUCCUGGCCGCCAAUGGUGACAUCGACAGGCUGAUCCACGACAUGAGCGUGCUGGGCAUCCACCUGGACACCUUCUGGAAGUGGCUCUUCAUGCUGACCCAGCGACGGCGCUUCAUCCAGCUGCUGCGACAGAUGGAGAGCUGCAUGUGCCUCGGGGUGCUCGCUUGUCCGACAGAUCGACUCGCACUUCAAGACGGUUACUUGCAAGGACAAGGAAUACAGCGAUGGGCGGUGCCGACGAAACUGUACGAGGUUCUCGAGCGGACGCGGUUCCGCUACUGGAUGGUGACCGUCGUGUGGUCAGUGCUGUGCGUGCUCGGAGCCUCGCACUGGUACUUCGUGCCGCUCCUCAAAGGAGACGAUUCACUGCGAUACGACGCGUGGUACCCGUUCGACAGCCAUCAGCCAACCAUUAAGAAGAUGGUGUACUGGAUGCAGUACGCAUGCUCCAUGUACUCGGUGAUGAUCCUCUGCUUCUUCGACUGCCUGCUCGUGUGGCUGCAGCAGCUGCUGUGCGUACAGCUGCGCUAUCUGGCCGGAAACCUGCGAGAACUCUCUCGCAGCGGCGGGGCGUUCAGCGUCGAUCGCCGUCAGACGUUGGCAGUUUGCAUCUCACACCACGAGCACAUUCUGAGAGUCAUGAGAGAACUGAACGCGUUUGUCGCACCUCUGCUCUUUCUACAGUGCUUCAAGAACAUGAUGAUCCUCUGUUUGGUGGCGUUCUUGGCAUCAAUGGCAGGCGCGAGUGACCUGCUGGAGCUAUCGGGCUUAAUGCUGUACUUCAUGGCCGCCUGUCAACAGUUAUUCUUCUACUGUUGGUGCUGCGAGGAGCUCACUUACUUGGGUGUAGAAGUGGGCGACGCGGCAUACGACAGUGGCUGGGAGUACUGGGACGUUCCGUCCCAGAAAAGCAUCGUCAUCAUCAUAUGGCGUUCACAGAAGGCUUUCAUCUUCAAAGGCGGCUGGUUCUAUGCACUCAACGUCGCAACUUUCGUUGAUCUCAUCAAGCUGUCUUUCUCCUACUACACGGUUCUACGAAGUAUGAGGGAAGAAUGAGAAGAGGACGAAACGAUCUAGAUUUCUUUUUCCUGAUGAUAAUGUGGUGCAUCACGUAUGCAUUUCGGAAACUCAUUCUAAGUUCUAAUUCAGCAUUAUUUUAGUGCACUGUAGAAAAUUGCAAGUCUUCUGUUGUCAUUACCCAGGAAGUUACUCUGUUAUUAAAAUCACCAAAUUGCAAAACAAAACGUUCACUUCAGCAAUUUUCUUUACAUAUUAGUUGCUAUGACAAACUAGCUGACUUGAUACAGCGUAAGAUUCUGAGGCUUCUACAGAACAGUGCAAGUGACAUGUAAAGUCAGUUUAGAAUUUCCUAAUUAAUUGCAUCAUAUAUGCUAUCAGACGAGAGUAAGUACGUAUUUUCUAGAGAAGACCCACGGAAUAAAUCGAGAUAUAUCCAAAAGUCUUUAGAUUUUUUUUCCUUUGAGAUAAAACUGUUCAUCUUUAGUAGCAAGCGAAGGUUAUAAGUUAUUCAGUUUUUCUACAAAUUAUAACCGAUCCUUGCUGAAUCCUGAACUAAGAGGCCAGAGUUACUACAUAUAAGAAGUGUUCGCUUCUAACAUGAAACUCUCAUCGCAAAAUUUCUUUCAUCUGUACCUUGUGUAUUGAUAGACACAUUCAAAGGUAUGAAGCCGGAUGUUUGGAAACUACACCAGAUGCGCCGAAAUACAAGAAAAUGUAGUGGAAAUAAAAAGCCACCAGUAGGACGACCGACGAACAAUGCACCAAGACCAUGGCCCAGCUAUCAACCUAACAAAGCACCUGACUCCUGGAAGACGGGUGGUAAAAAGUAAAAGGCAUAAAUCACCGACUGCUGAGCACCCCAGCAAUGACAAAUAAUGCAUGGAAGGAAGCCAGUUUCCAGUUGUGCUGCAUGUACGUGAGGGUGGCAGCCCACAGACUGCAUCACCAAAUAUGCUCAACUAAGGGAAUCACAAGAUCAUUGACAAUUGUCAGUGCACCAUGUGUGGAAGACCUUGCAAUGAAUGUCACAUCACUGCGUAAAAAGAAAAAUUAUUCUCACUAUCUUACUGUGCAUAUGAGGAUAACUUUAGUUAACUAAUUAAUACUGUGUACACACUGUGUUUAAUAAAAUCUUAAUAAAAA